Messenger RNA from Vanrija pseudolonga, 4602 nucleotides. RefSeq lists its product as uncharacterized. The record is from RefSeq and is a predicted model, not a curated record. The transcript has 4 exons. Lineage: Eukaryota; Fungi; Basidiomycota; Tremellomycetes; Trichosporonales; Trichosporonaceae. Bases 1205 to 4396 code for a protein of 1063 amino acids.
CUUUUCUCUACAUUAGCAUUCGCCCCAGCUCGUCCGACAGUCCUGGUCACAUCGACGCGCGCUUGCACCCAUCACGACGGCCCUUGUUCUACUCGGCCCCCUGGCGCUGAGACUGCGCGUGAUUUUUAACCCCCCUUCUCAAAAUAUACGAAACAGCGAGGGCAGGCAGGCAGACGACUACCGACUAGGAUACCAACGACGACUACGCGUUUGUUGCAACACUUGUCCCGAUCGGGUGGUUUUGUUGUGAAACGCGUCAAAACGGGGAAACCACCAGCACGAGGCCAAACACUCGUCAGCUGCCUUGUUGCUCUUGCCUCGGGAGGACCUCUUGGCCCUCGCUGCCCUCGCUCUGCAUCCCCCCGUGCUCUCCUGCCCGCUCACCCCUCACUCGCUCUCGUACACGUCUCCCACCUCACCCUGGGCCCAACAACGGAAACGCGGGCAGUUUGUUUUGCGGGGCCGCCUCCUUGACGACGACGACGUCUGGCAAGGGCACUGGUGACCAGGCGACCAGGCGACCAGGCGCACGACCGACAGACACCACAAGCAGUUGACCCAGCAACCAGGACACGCCAGGACAGGAGAAGGAGAGAGCGCGACCAGUGCACCAGCACCACCAGCACCACCACGCCGACACCGCCAACACAACCACCACCACACCACAUUGCAGUGUCGUCGGGCGAGUCGGCUUGUACCUUCUUCACUGUUGCACAAACCGUGACACUCCUUGCCAUCUCUUGACCACCGUCGCAUAUCUGUUCCAGGUCCAGCGCUCUCGCACUCUGACCGUGCGCCCACACUCGCUCGCUCGACACUUCGGAUCCUCGCACGCAGGCGCGCAUCACAUAACAACCCAUUUGUUCCUCAUCCAACCCCACCCCUUGCUCCUUCGAUUGCCGCCGCCACCUUGUCCCUCUCGACGACCAACUUUGCAUCGACAAUCGUGGAUGCUCCUCUUGAUCCAUCACACUACCAACGUCAUCUCGCAGCUCUCUUGGUGGUCUCGUGCAUAGUCGCAUCUUGGAAUCCCGUCCAGCAACCCGUUAGCGCGGUUUACGACAACCACUGUUUACCGCCCCCUUUUCCCCCCACUCUCACAGCCACAACCGCGGUCAGUCUGUUGCCCCAAAACAGACGACACUUGUAACAACGUUGCUUUGAAUCAACAGCAUCGCCGGUCGACCGGUCAAAUCAACCAACCAUGACUUCCGCCGCCGUGGAUUCGAGGACGGGUCCUCUCCACGCUUCGGAUCUCCCACAACUUGUGAUUCCUGAACAACUCCCUCCGUUGGAAUCAUCCUCUUCAGCAGGUCCGUCAAAGUCGUCCACAGCGGUCCCAAUAAAGCCUUGCCUUCGUAGCUCGCAGUCUUCGCCAACAUUGACCACAACAUCCUCGUCGCUUCUUGCACCUCCGACCCCAAUCUUGCGCAAGCAGGGCAGCGCCGUUCGCAUCUCCUCGCCUCUCAGGCAACAAGUUGAUGGCGCCGAGGACGAAGCAAAGGCCAAGAAGAAUGCUGCCUCAAACGAGGGUGGCGAAGCCGCCGCUGCCGCCACCAGCGAUCAGGGGUCCAGAAAGUCGGUGGCUUCGUCCCCAACAACUUCGGACACGAGCCGUGAGAAGAAAGGACGCACGGGUCUCCGAGUUGGAUGGGCUCAGACCGUGCACGACAACAGCUCGAGUGAAAGCAGCGUUGCCCAGAAGAGGAGCGGGCGGUCGACGAGCAUGUACGAGACAAAGCCCGACGAGAACAACAGCGCUGCUGGGCCUAGCUCGGGCCCUCUGCGCGGCCACACACGCCGGCUGAGCCGCUCUCUCAGCCAGAAGGCAUUGAAUGGCAACCGACCAAUGUCCGAUGGCGGGAACGGCAAAGGACUGUGGGGCGACAUGCCGCCACCACCCAUGCCUGCUGCAGGGGCUCCCCGUGGACGUGGGCUGUGGGGCGACGCCGCUCCGCAGUCCAUGUACGGUAGCGUGGCUGGGCCUGGGCUGGGAGGAGCUGCGCCGCCAGGAUCAGACUUGGACCCCAACGCGCCAAAGUUCUCUCGUGCUCGUCUCGGUCGCGCAGGCGUGAUCAUGCCUACUUCGGCCAAGAACAGGCCCGCGACUGUCGUUGGAACGGUGACCGCCGACCCUGCGCCUGUGCCGGUUCGCCCUGCUCUUCGGCCAUCCCAGAGCAUGUCCUCGAGCGGCUCCUCUGGCGGUUCCUCGAGCACUGUCUCCAGCGCCCCCUCUGUCUCGAGCGCGCCCUCAAGCACUUCGACGAAUUCCUCGACGAACACCCUCCCAAUGACGAGCAAGCCGAAGAAGGUCAAGGAAAAGGUGUCGUUCAUCACGAGAACCUUGUCUAAGCGUGUGGCAAGUAGCAAGGAGGCGCCACCAAAGGAGAACACUGCUAGUGUGCCUUCUUCAGUAGCGCGCUCCCUUAGCACCAAGGGAGAGUCUGCCAAAUCGUCGGUACAGGGCUUUGCCCGCACCAUCAGCGGUGGCCGAUCUCUUCGGCACCCGCGUUCAUCCCCUCAGCUGCGGACAUCGACGCCGUUGCCACCGACCGAGCCUGUACCGCCGCUUCCCACAGCUACUGCGGCGGCCAUUCGCCACAGCCAGCUGCCUCCACGCAAGUCGUCGAAGGAUCCAGCACCGGCCGAUCCCAUUCCACGACCUCCGUCUGUGCCGCUGCUGGAGACGCCACUCAGCACGCCGUUCGAGGUCCAGACUCCCCUGGAGCUCGAGUUCUCUCUGCCCGAGAUCGACUUCAUCACGGAGAUGAUUCUUCUGCCGGACCUCCCGACCCCGAACAACCCGGUUUUUGAGUCUCUGCCGUCGAGUCCGCCGCUCACGGGACCUCCGAAUGUGCCGCUGCCUGAGCUGCCGACGCCGACAAAGGCGUCGUCUGGCGUCCUGCCACUUCCGAUUCUGAGGAUUGAAACUGCCUCACCUCCCAGCGACGACCCGUACUCAUCGGCGCCAUUCACACCCAAAUCGCCUCCCAGGACUUCCUUCAUCGCGAUGAGCCCUCCGAACUCGCCGCCGCCGACAGCCAGGCCACUGCCCCAGUCCUUACCACCUGGUGCUGCUGCCGCUCUGCCGAUCAUUGUCCCGCCCGUUCACCCGCCACCGGUCAUCGUUACGCGGCCACCUUCCAUCCUCCGACCGACGCCGUCGCUGGCAUCGGUGGCUGCAUCAGUGGUUGUCCCAAGGGAGAACCCUUCGGUGAUUGCGCGGCCGCCGACGUUUGUUGGCCCAAAGGACGAGCCACCGGCGCCGAUUGCUCCUGUUCAGGAGCCCAAGAAGAAGAAGUCGAUGGACAAACUGAAGCGCAAGGAUAAGGGCUGUGUCUCGCUUGCCCCGCCGCCAAGCAAGAUGUUCGUGGACCAGCCGGCGGUGCCGCGUGUCCCGUCCUCGUACGCCUCGUCAAUCUACAGCGAUGUCAGCAGCAGCUGCAACGGCCCACCCGCGUUCGCCACGCCUCCCAUGUCGCCCAUGCUGUUCCACCGGCCAUCCAGCGCUCUGCAGCCCGAGGACAGUGUCAACCCGCCCGUGGGACAGAAGCUCUCGUCCAGCGCCCCGAGCACCCCGCAGCUGUCUUCCACGCGGCUGGCUCCGGCGCGCACCGGCUCGGCUUCUUUGGCCAUUCCACCGCCCGUUCCCGAGAUCGGAGCAAUGCCCGUGCCGAGAUUAACCAUGCCUGUGCCUUCCAUCGGCAAGUCGGGCCGUCCGAUUUCUCGCGUUUCCCGGGCGUUUUCAGACUCGCCGACGGAGACAAGCGCCGAGUACAUGGAGUCGGUGUCCGCUUGCAGCAUUGGCGAGCCGGUGACCGCCAUGGUUGCGCCGAGCGAAAGCUGCGAGUCCAUGUCGAGGUCCACGACCCCGGUGUCGUCUAUCGCCAGGUCGCCCUCGCCCUUCGCACCCCCGCGCCCACCUCGGUCUCCUCACCGACCUCCCACUCCCGUGGCCGACUUUGAGAUGCUCAUCACCGACGACGUGGUGCCUGACAUGCCAAAGAUGGCGUUUGCCAUUGCGCCUCCACCUCGUGGCGCCUCGCUCACUUCGUCGGCCCGCCCGCCGAUGAGGGCACCAGUGUCUCGGCACCACCACAAGUUCAGGUCGCCCUCGAUCCUGUCGAUGGACUCUGACGCAUCGAUUGGAUCGACGCACAGCACGCAGUCGAUCGCGAGCCUGACGUCGGCAUCGUCGGCCGCCUCGGUGGACAUGCCCGACCCGAUUGCCGAGGACGACCAGGAUGAGCUCGUCUAUGAGCGGGGCUCGCAGGACUCGAACACGAGCACUGGGAGUGCCUCCAUUGACGACAAGACGUCGUCGCCGCCCCCAGUGGCGCUGGUCCGCCGCGUCACCAAGGCCAGCCGCGCCAUGGCAGUGACUGUGAGGACGUAGAUCGUCUUUUAGAAGUUUUUCGUCUUCUCAAGCGAGCUUGAGAGCCGCUGCUCUCGCUCGUUCCCACCACGUUUGUCUUGUCUGUUUGUGCAGCGCCCAGUCGGACAAUGGACAAUUGAACAAUUGGACACUCUUGCACACAUUAGUGACAGGACUGUAGUAUGUGUAGUAGUAUAGCUUGGCGUGAUGCACGCCAUGUAUCUGGU